Messenger RNA from Sphaeramia orbicularis (orbiculate cardinalfish), 768 nucleotides. It is a transcript of the gene odf3l2a, whose product is annotated as outer dense fiber of sperm tails 3-like 2a. The record is from RefSeq and is a predicted model, not a curated record. Lineage: Eukaryota; Metazoa; Chordata; Actinopteri; Kurtiformes; Apogonidae. The transcript is spliced from 5 exons. Gene Ontology annotation, cellular component: cytoskeleton. The coding region runs from base 1 to 768 and encodes 255 amino acids.
AUGGAGGACGAAGCGGUGAAGAAACGGCCCAUAAUCUCUGCAAGAGAGAGAGGUCCGGGUCCUGGACGCUACGCCCUGCCCCCGACCGUGGGAUACAUCAACCAUGACUUCACCAAGCCCAGCAGCCCCGCCUACUCCUUCCACAGCCGCAUGAGCAGCGCCAUGGUUUCUGUGGACUCCAGUCCAGGACCCAGGUACAACAUCGAUGCCAAGGUCACCAGGUUUGGACGCAUGGACACCCCAUCCUACUCCAUGCUGGGCAGAGGGAGGCGUUUAGGUCAGGUGUUCCAGACUCCAGGUCCGGGGACCUACAGCCCAGAAAAGGCUCCGCCCGUCAACACCCACCGCCGACCACCGUCCUACACCAUGAGCACCCGCACCAGAUACCGCGCUGUGGACGCUGUUCCAGCUCCAAACAGCUACAUGCUUCCUAAUCUGCUGGGCUGCCAGGUUCCAAACAAACCGUCCAGUGCCAGCUACAGCUUCUUGGGUCGAAGGAAUGUGGGCGCUCCCUCUGAGGACCUGUCCAAGAGCCCUGGACCAGGAAAAUACAACAGCACCCCCGCAGACAUUUACCGCACCCGCCAGCCCUCCUUCUCCAUGCAGAGCCGGACUAAGAGGCCCAGCUACUCCUCCAGUAUUCCUGGACCUGGAACAUACAGUCCAGAGAAGUUCUACAUGCACCUCCCCAAACCGCCGUCCUUCACCUUAGGAAUCAGACACUCAGAGUUCGUCACCCCACUGGUAGUGGACGUUGUUGACAGCUGA